This is a messenger RNA of Phodopus roborovskii (desert hamster), 2001 nucleotides long. Its product is annotated as disintegrin and metalloproteinase domain-containing protein 25. The record is from RefSeq and is a predicted model, not a curated record. Lineage: Eukaryota; Metazoa; Chordata; Mammalia; Rodentia; Cricetidae. Gene Ontology annotation, molecular function: metalloendopeptidase activity. Gene Ontology annotation, cellular component: plasma membrane; external side of plasma membrane; sperm head plasma membrane. Bases 1 to 2001 code for a protein of 666 amino acids. Gene Ontology annotation, biological process: proteolysis; male gonad development. The transcript is spliced from 2 exons.
AUGACAGUGCUGGAGAUCCUGGUGCAUGUGAAGAGCACUCUCUUGCCACGCUGGCUGGAAUUAACCCUGUUUCUAUCUGUGUGGCCACAGACUGGUAUAUCCCAAUACCACAGCCCCCCUGAAGUAGUGAUACCUUUGAGAGUCACUGGCACUUAUAGAGGUAUGGAAGCUCUAGGCUGGAUCUCCUAUAGCCUGCACUUCGGGGGCCAGAGACACAUUGUCCACAUGAAGGCCAAGAAGCAUUUGGUGCCCAGAUCUCUCACUGUGUUCACUUACAAUGAUCAGGGUUCUCUUCUUGAAGAUCAGCCUUUUGUUCAAAAUGAUUGCUACUACCAUGGUUAUGUGGAAGGGGACCCUAAAUCCAUGGUUACUCUUAGUACUUGUCUAGGAGGUUUUCAAGGGAUGCUGCAGACAAAUGGAACCACCUAUGAAAUCAAGCCCAAAGUGCUCCCUGUCACAUUUGAACAUUUGGUGUAUAAGAUGGAGGACACACAGCAUGCAGCCAUAAAUUGUAGACUAACUAAGGAAGAAAUAGCAGAGCAACUGAAGUUUCAAAAGAAUGCUGAUUCCACUUUGAUGCAAAGACCUUACACAGGAUGGUGGCUUCAUCGAUGGUUCCUUGAACUAGCAAUUGUGGUAGAUCAUGGGAGAUUCGCUUUUAGGAAUAGUAAUGUAUCGAUUGUGGAGAUGGAUGUAUUAAUGGGUGUCAAUUUAGUAGAUGAUAUUUAUAACUCAAUUAAUCUUGACGUGGUUCUGAUUACAGUUGAAAUUUGGAGUUCGGGAAACCCAUAUAUAGUAACAACCACACGUCAUAUGAUGGAACAGUUUUGCAAAUGGAAGAGAUUCAGCUUCAAUAAACGCGUGGCUCAUGAUUCUGCACAUAUUAUUGUGAAACAGGAUUUUUGUGUCAAUGAUCUUACUAUGGCAUAUUUUUCAAAAGUAUGUAAUAUUAAUUUGAAUUGUGGUUUAGAGUGCAUUAUGGAUGAUGGAUUGGCUUCAUUUAGGACAUAUGUGACACAUGGGAUUGGUCAUGCAUUGGGGAUGAUGAAUGAUGAAGGUAACUAUUGUACAUGUGGGAGAAACAUAUGUGUAAUGAACAAAAAGCUACUACCCUCAGAUACAUUCAGCAACUGUAGUUAUGCACAAUUUCUAGAAACUAUUUCUAGAAAGAAUUGUUUGCACAAUCUCCAAAAUUUAAAGGAUAUCACUACAAAGAAACGCUGUGGGAAUGGUAUUAUUGAAAGUGAGGAGGAAUGUGACUGUGGUUCCUUAAAACAGUGUGCUCAAGAUACAUGUUGUUCAGAAAACUGCACUCUGGUAUCAGGGGCAGUGUGUGCUUCUGGGCUGUGUUGCCAAAACUGUCAGUUCAUGCCAUCAGGCACAGUGUGUAGGGAACAGGACAAUCCAUGUGAUCUGCCAGAGUGGUGCAAUGGUACCUCUGGGGCGUGCCCGGAAGAUGUGUAUGUGGAGGAAGGGAUUCACUGUCUGGGCAGGAAUAUUUGUUUUCAAAAGAGAUGUAAUGACCGUAAUGAGCAGUGCAGAAAACUUUUUGGUGAAGGAGCCAAGAAUGCAAAUAAGAACUGCUACCUAGCAAUGAACACCAGAGGUGAUCGUUUUGGUCAUUGUGGUAUGCAAGAUACUAAGUAUGUAAGAUGUCAUCAUAAAGAUGCUCUGUGUGGGAGAGUCCAGUGUGAGAAUGUGACAGUAGUUCCUCAUCUGCACAAUCAUUCUACUGUGCAUUCAACUCACGUUGAUGGACACAGCUGCUGGAGUACUGACUACCAUUUUGGGAUGAGUGUGCCUGAUAUCGGUGAAGUGAAGGAUGAGAAUAAAAGAUAUGAGAAAAGAAGGAGAUACAUCGCAGCAUUACCUAGGAGAAAAAAACAUAAAGUUAAGAGAUCACCAAAGAUGGAAAAGGAAAGUAUUGGAACAGAACUUAAGGAACAAAAGCAAAAUGUCGAGAUGUUACCUGAGGAAGAAGAGGAAAAAGAAAGACACUGA